AUGUACAAGACCGUCCUUGUCGUUGCUUUCAUUGCCGUCGCUGUCAUGGCAGCACAAGUUCAUGGCUCCGGUUAUGGAGGAUUUAUAGGAGGUUUUGGGGGUCUAGGAGGUGGAUACGGAGGCUACGGUGGAUAUGGAGGAGGCUACGGUGGAUAUGGAGGAGGCUUUGGAGGAUAUGGAGGAGGCUUAGGCGGAUAUGGGGGAGGCUUCAGCGGAUAUGGAGGAGGUCUCGGCGGGUUAGGAGGUGGUUAUGGAGGUGGCUAUGGAUUUGGAGGUGGAUUCGGAAAAGGCAAAGCUGUUGUGGUCCCAGUCUCUGUACCAGUCCCCGUGGCUGUUCCAGUGAAAGGCGGAUACGGUGGCGGCUACGGUGGCGGCUACGGUGGCGGCUACGGCGGUGGCUACGGUAAGUCUCUCAAAUAUUAG
Candidula unifasciata is the source of this 423-nucleotide messenger RNA. Lineage: Eukaryota; Metazoa; Mollusca; Gastropoda; Stylommatophora; Geomitridae. The record is from the annotation of a GenBank genome assembly.